UUUAAGUCGGGAACUUCUUUAAAUUGUGAAAAAUUGAGCUUGACUUCUCAAAUAUGUGAAAAACAUUCUUCUUCUUGAAAAGAGCUCACCCUUAAAAUUUCUAGGAUCAACCGGAACAGCAGUACCAUUUCAACAAAACUGCAUGACAUUCUGUUCACAAUGACUACUGACUGGACGGGGAAAUGGUGUCAUGUGCAGAAGUUCCUGGAGAGGACUGGACCAUUCGCUCAUCCAGACUUUGAACCAAGUGCUGAAACACUUGGUUUUCUACAAGAAACAUGCAAGUUGCUUAUAAUUGGAGCUGGAGGUCUAGGAUGUGAACUUCUCAAAGACUUGGCUCUCCUAGGGUUUAGAAACAUUGACAUCAUAGACAUGGACACCAUAGAUGUAUCAAAUCUAAACAGACAAUUUCUUUUUCGACCAAAAGAUGUUGGUCGGGCUAAAGCAGAGGUUGCUGCUGAAUUUGUUAACGCUAGAAUUCCUGGCACAAAAGUGAAACCACAUUAUGCCAAAAUACAGGACUAUGAUGAAUCCUUUUAUAAAGGCUUUCACAUCAUAGUGUGUGGUUUGGAUUCAAUAGUGGCCAGAAGAUGGAUAAAUGGCAUGUUGGUGAGCAUGCUACUGUACGAGGAUGGGCAGCUUGACCAGUCCAGUGUGGUGCCGAUGGUGGAUGGAGGGACAGAGGGCUUCAAAGGCAACGCGCGCGUCAUACUGCCAGGUAUGACGGCGUGCAUCGAGUGCACACUGGACCUGUACCCACCACAGGUGAAUUUUCCAUUAUGUACAAUUGCACACACACCCCGUCUUCCUGAACAUUGUAUUGAAUAUGUGCGAAUAUUGCUGUGGCCAAAGGAAGAUCCCUUUGGAGAGGGUGUGCCGAUAGAUGGGGAUGACCCCCUGCAUAUCCAGUGGAUAUUGGAGAAAUCUCAAGAUAGGGCCAAAGAGUACAAUAUUCCCGGUAUCACUUAUAGGCUCACACAAGGGGUCGUAAAAAGGAUUAUUCCAGCAGUGGCCUCAACAAAUGCAGUGAUUGCAGCCACUUGUGCAACAGAAGUCUUCAAGUUGGCUACCAGUUGCAGUCUUCCUCUGAACAAUUAUAUGAACUUCAAUGAUACAGAAGGCAUCUACACCUAUACAUUUGAGGCAGAAAAGAAGGAGGACUGUAUGGCAUGCAGUAAAAUACCAAAGACACUGACGUUCUCAGAGACAGACAAGCUGCAGGACGUGGUGAAUUUCCUCACAGAAAGCAUGGAAUAUCAGAUGAAGUCCCCUGGUCUCACAGCGAUGAUCGGCGGUAAAAACAAGACACUGUAUAUGCAGACUGUGAAAUCAAUUGAAGAACGGACAAGGGAAAAUCUAAAGAAAACACUUCAAGAAUUGGGUCUCCAUAAUGGUCAGGAGUUGUAUGUCGCAGAUUCCACAACCCCUCUCACACUGACUUUCAAACUGAGCCUUGGAACCAACAUGGAGUGACUUAGCAUGGACUACCAACCAUUAAAUGAGUCAGAAAAUAUACUCUGAAGUUUUGCCAAGUUUGUUAAUGACCACUUAUUAAUUUCCUUUUUGCUACAUCAUUUUCUUAUCAAGAAGUUUAAAAGGAAAAGCUACCAUGUUAUAGCAAAAUUUGCCUUAAAAAAUUGUUGAGCCUGAAUCCUGGAUAACUUUCAUUGGCCUGGGACCAGAAGCUGGCCUGGGACCAGAAGCACAGUGCAAUUUAAGUGUUAACUACAUUUUACUAUACUGUACUUUACUAAGUGUACAAGGGAUUAGCAUUAACAUGUUUAUGGUGUGCUUUUUUAUCGGAAAAUCAAUUUAAACCUGUUAAAAUAGCUUGCAUUAAUAAAACGUUGCCCUAUUUAAACUUGGUGAAUACCACCUUGGAACUAUUAUAAUUUUUGUUAAAUAUUGCUAAAUAUGUGCAUAUAUAACUGCAUUUGAGUUUGCUCUCAAGUACACAGAAGUUCUUAGCAAACAUUUUUUAAAUAUGUACAUUUUUCCAACAAAAUAAAAACAUUUAUAUGAA
Messenger RNA from Dreissena polymorpha, 2023 nucleotides. Its product is annotated as NEDD8-activating enzyme E1 catalytic subunit-like. Gene Ontology annotation, molecular function: NEDD8 activating enzyme activity. Gene Ontology annotation, cellular component: cytoplasm; nucleus. The record is from RefSeq and is a predicted model, not a curated record. Gene Ontology annotation, biological process: protein neddylation. The transcript is spliced from 16 exons. NCBI's taxonomy places the organism in Eukaryota, Metazoa, Mollusca, Bivalvia, Myida, Dreissenidae. The coding region runs from base 160 to 1473 and encodes 437 amino acids.